UCCGAAUUUACAAGGUUGCAACACAACAUCGUAUCCCGUUAAUGGCGCUAGAAUGUCGGGAAUACCGGGGAUGAGUCAACCUCUUAGCGGUGCAGUGACUCUCAAAGAUGACUCUGACGAUGAAUCAUUUUUGCUGCGGACACCAUCAGUGGCUUGGAAACAACUCGUAUAAAAACCACCGGUGCCUGAGUUUUCCCUCGAACCCAUUGUGUCCCCAGGGGAAAAAAAAAAAAAAAAAAGGAAGGGAAUUAUGACAGAUCCUUUGGUUCGCGUGGGUGUGGGUGUGAUUAUCAAGUGUCGGUUUACUGAUGGAGUCAAGUUCCUGAUUGGGCAACGCAAAGGGUCGCAUGGUGCUGGGGCAUGGCAGGUGUGCGGUGGCCAUUUGGAAUACAAUGAGUCAUUUGAAGAGUGUGCUCGAAGAGAAGCUUUGGAAGAAACCAACUUGCAACUGGAAAACCCUCAACUGCUGACGGUGGUCAACGACCCUAUGCCACUGGAGCGCAAACAUUAUGUGACCAUUUUUAUGCAUUGUGAAGUGCAACCCAAAGAUAUUAGUGAUCUGCGCACCAUGGAACCCGAGAAAUUGGAAGGCGACUGGAAAUGGGUCACCUGGAAUGAACUUUUGCAGACAAAGCCCCUAUUUGCCCCUCUAGCCUCUUUGACACACAUUGCUCAAACCUCAAAUCCACUUUUACUCACUCAGUUACUACAAAGCCAAUCGUAAUCUUACAACACAUCCGCUUGUAAAUACCAUGAUCAAAGAAAAGAUAAAACAAAAUGAUUCAAACAAAGCGAAAAAUAUAAUAUACCGUAAAAUUCUUUUUUG
This is a messenger RNA of Radiomyces spectabilis, 826 nucleotides long. Its product is annotated as NUDIX hydrolase domain-like protein. Lineage: Eukaryota; Fungi; Mucoromycota; Mucoromycetes; Mucorales; Radiomycetaceae. The transcript is spliced from 2 exons. Gene Ontology annotation, biological process: dGTP catabolic process. Gene Ontology annotation, cellular component: cytosol. The record is from RefSeq and is a predicted model, not a curated record. Bases 251 to 724 code for a protein of 157 amino acids. Gene Ontology annotation, molecular function: 8-oxo-7,8-dihydrodeoxyguanosine triphosphate pyrophosphatase activity.